Oreochromis niloticus (Nile tilapia) is the source of this 3216-nucleotide messenger RNA. RefSeq names its product RAB3 GTPase activating protein subunit 1 (gene rab3gap1). NCBI's taxonomy places the organism in Eukaryota, Metazoa, Chordata, Actinopteri, Cichliformes, Cichlidae. Gene Ontology annotation, molecular function: GTPase activator activity. The record is from RefSeq and is a predicted model, not a curated record. Gene Ontology annotation, biological process: positive regulation of GTPase activity.
UGACCUCGACCCUCUUCAAGCUCCUCAUUGGUCAGUUCGAGUCAGGACAGCUGAAAAUCCUCAGUGUUUACUGGGUGAGGCUGUGACAGAGCUCUUUAAACUCUGCUGUAGGACUGAGUCCACAGAGGAGAUUCCUGGAAGAGGAUACGCUGAAGAUGAGGGCAAAGAAAACAGUGAUAUCAGCUCUGCUUUGUCCAAGCUCACCGAGCCAGCAGCAACUGUGCCCAUUUCCAAACUGUCCGUCUCCAACAUGGUGCACAGUGCCCGGAAGCACAUUCGCCGCCAUCGACGCAUCGAUGAGUCGCCCCUUAACACCGAUAUACUCAAUUCUGUCCUUCUGUAUCUCUUUCCAGAUGCUGCUGUGGAGAAGUCUGACUGUAAGAAUAACUCUCAGCUGUCGAGCUCCUGUGGGACAUCAGAGCAAGAGAAAACCUCUGAUUAUAACCUUUUCCACCAGCUGAAGUCAGCACCCAGUGACAGUCUGACCUACCGUCUGGCUCUGUGUGUGUGUCUGGUCAACUAUUACUACGGUGGGCUGCGGGCUGUUGGACACCUCUGGCAGGAGUUUGUCCUUGAGUUGCGUUAUCGGUGGGAAAAUAACCAUCUUAUUUGUGGGCUGGCAGGUGGAGCUCCUGAUCUUCGCUGUUGUCUUUUGCAUCAGAAGUUCCAGAUGCUGAAUUGUUGUAUCGAAAGAAAGAAGGCCAGAGAUGAAUCUCACAAAGUACCCGAGGGGAAAGAAAAGGAACACAGGGUCUCAGGUGCCUGCCAGAAGAGCCGCCAAGGACCAGAGUGUGCAACCAGUGCUUCCAGUUCAACAAGAGAGGUGUCUCAAGGAAAAUCCUGGGACUCGUGGAGUGACAGCGAGGAGGAAUUCUUCGAGUGCCUGAGUGACCAGGGCGAGACUGAGGCGACACAAACUGAGGACCGCAGGGAGGGGAGUAAAAGCAGAGCUGAGGGCAGGCUGCACCCCUACAACAACAUGACUCUGCUCAACUCUGCAGAGCCUCUCUAUGUUCCCAUCACACAGGAACCAGCUCCAAUGACAGAGGACCUGUUAGCAGAGCAGUCAGAGGUACUGACCAAACUGGGCACAUCAGCUGAAGGUACCCACCUGCGUGCUCGGAUGCAAAGUGCCUGUCUGCUAUCUGACAUGGAGUCCUUCAAAGCAGCCAAUCCCGGCUGUGUCCUGGAGGAUUUUGUGCGCUGGUAUUCACCUCGGGAUUACGUAGAAGAGGAAGUGGUCGAUGAGAAGGGCAACACAAUGGUGACGGGGACACUCAGUCCCAGGAUGAAGAUCCCAGGCAACAUGUGGGUUGAGGCUUGGGAGACUGCCAGGGUCACACCUGCACGGCGCCAAAAAAGACUUUUUGAUGACACCAAGGAGGCCGAGAAGGUUCUGCACUACAUGGCAAUGCAAAAACCUGCAGACCUGGCCCGUCAUCUCCUGCCCUGUAUACUUCAUGCAACUAUCCUGAAGUUGAAGGAAGAAGAGUCUGCUGAAGAUAUUCCAUCAGUGCAAAAAAACAUUCAGCAAGCUACAGUUCAAGCGACCAAGCUCCUGCAGUGCCCCAGCCAGGACUACAAGAAGUUAGAGGAUUUGAUUAACCAGCUGCUGACCAUGGAGACAGUCAUCACUCAAGCUCGCUCGCUCAAGGCCAAGUUCUCCAUUCCUGAGGACGACAGCGGAGAGGCUGCUGAUGAACUGAAGAAGUUUGUGAGCUCCCUGCUGGAGGAACCAGAGGUGGUAGUGACAGGAGCAGGCCAGGGGCUGGCUGGCAGUAUAAUCCACAGACUCUUCAUCAGUGCUCAGAGGCUGGCUGACUUCACAACUGAUGAGGCUGCCCUCCUGGCGCCUGUCGAUGAGGACUUGGGAUCUGACAAGAAGCAAACUGGGGGAAGCAGCAGAGUACCAGACUUCCCUCCUCCAGCAGGCCGGGAGAUUUUGUUGCGCACCUGUGUGCCGCGACCAGCACCAUACUCCAAGGCGCUGCCUCAGCGGCUCUUCUGUGUCCUGAUGAGGGAGGAGUUUAGGUUGGCAGGAGCCUUCUCCACAGACACGUCCUUCUUUUAAGUCCUACAUUUGUGAACAGUUCACACCUUGGAUAAAGAUAAGUGAAGGACACAGGAUGGAGACUUUCACAUGUAUGAACCUGGCCAUGGAGUAAGAUCAUAGAAAUACAUUUCUUCAUUUGUUUGCUCGCUUUAUUGGUAAGAACAGUGCAAUAUUUCAGCAUCUACGGCUCGCCCAAGCUUAAAAGCAAGAAGCAGUAUAUUACUGGCAUUGAUUAAGAAGUAUUUAUGGCUUUGUCUGGAAAUAUGUGAAACUAAAUCCUUCUGUGUAUUCAUAAAGCUGCAGCUUUCCAUGGUGCUGUGGUAAAACAGUUUCACACUAAAACCUUCAUUUUACCUUCAAAGCUUCUCUUGGUGCCUUUUUAAGGAAAUUAAAUUCGUCGUUAGAAUGGAGUUACCCAUCCUGCACUCACUACACGCUAACACAACCUUCUCAACUCUGAUAUUUAGUAGAAAUAUAUUUCAGUUGCAGGGAUUGGUCCUGAUGGUAAACACGUCAGAGUCCGUGAGGACUUCAUGGGUCGUUUCAGCUGAGCUACAUCCUCCAGCAUGUCCUGCUGUUGCUGCAUGGAUUAACACACAGCUGUUUGUUUGCAUCCAACCAGAACUAGACCGUACAGUUCUUAUUUCUGUUCAUAACCUGAUUGUUCAAAUGUGAAGCUCUUUGAGGUGAUUUGACGUUGUAUAAAAACUGAAACGACACUUUACAGCUAACUGUGAUGUUUUAGGAGAUCGAGCUGGUUCCACGAGGCCAUCAGCGUGUCCGACUUCGUGUCCGACUUCGUGAGGGGAAAAUUUGUUUUGUAAUAUUUUCUUUGUUUUGUUAAGUGUGUAUCCAUCCCAUAAUUCAGCACACUUAACGACAGGGCAUUUUCUGAUUUGCUUUCAGUGUUCAUUUGAUUUGUUACUAAAGCAGCAGUCAGUGCUUUACAGUUCAUUAACUGUCGUCUUGUGUUUCGUCCUUCGUACCGCUGACCACCCACCCGCCUCUUCCUGUUGAAGGCUAACCUGAGUCCUUCCACCCACAGCUGCAGUGCACACACAGGAUUUUUGAUUUGGGGAAUGUUCUCUGUAAUAUUGUAGAGCUGAUGGCGACUGCUGUUGUUGGCACUGUAAAACAAUAAAGUUGAAUUGAACUAAAGUGAA